This is a messenger RNA of Triticum aestivum (bread wheat), 1324 nucleotides long. RefSeq lists its product as uncharacterized. The transcript is spliced from 5 exons. NCBI's taxonomy places the organism in Eukaryota, Viridiplantae, Streptophyta, Magnoliopsida, Poales, Poaceae. The record is from RefSeq and is a predicted model, not a curated record. Bases 1 to 1188 code for a protein of 395 amino acids.
AUGACUAAACUUCUUCAGAAUGAGGUUUUUAAUACGACUGGUUUCACAUGUGUGGGGAUAUUCAUGCUUGCAGGGCCAAAUGGAGAGACACGACAGAUUGUAGGGGAAUUUCGGCUGAAGAAUUUAUCCCAGGUAGAUGGAGGAAGGAUAAUUGUGGAGACUAAUGAAAAAGGUGUUCCGAAUGAAAGGUCUGGUUCCAUUCUUAGCAGCUAUCUUAGUGACCUUGCAGAGAACUCCACAUUUGCACCACUGAACAUUCCAAGAUGGGACAAUGAACUAUUUGUCCAGAGAAAGAACAACAUGAUCAAGGAUGUAGAGGAGAAAUUUGUCUAUCCAUCUGAGACAAAGCAACUUACACGAGACUGGGUCCUAAUGACUGUUUGCAAAAGAUGGAGAGCCUACAAAUCUCGCUUGAAGCAAAAAUAUUUCAAACGCAAAGAGAAGUCUCUCCAGGAAAUUAUUAGUAAUGUUCCAAUAGGUGUUAAUGUGCAUCAAUGGGAGACUCUAGUUGGAAUGUGGUGUCAGGAUUCACACAUGAAGUUAUGCGAGAAAAACACUGUGCAAAGCAACAAAAGAAUCCACACACAACCGGGAGAAAAAGCCAUGCCAGGCUACAAAAAGAGAUGGAAAUCAAAAGGAAAGCACCGAUCCACAAGAUUGACCUUUGCGAUGAAGCUCAUAAGAAAAAAGAUGGCAAUUAACACAAGCGACAAUGUGAAGACAAUAAUGGAUGCAGCUAAUGAGGAGUUAAAAAAAAGGAAAAUGGAUCACAAUGGUAGCCUUUCCACUAACGAUUACAGUGAAGCCUUUAAAGGCGCACUUGCUGAAAAGGCAAAACUUCGUGGUUACUAUGAUGAAAAGUAUUGGAGCGGAGUAAAUGUUUCUCAGGGAAUAACUUUUGUUGGGAAGUCUGAUCAAGACAAUCUUCAGUUUGAAGUACGCAUGGUCAAAGAUAAUGUAGAAGAUGUCAAAGAUGAUGUAAAGGACGUCAAAGAUGAUGUAAAGGACGUCAAGGGUGAUGUAAAGGACGUCAAAGGUGAUGUAGGGGACGUUAGAGGUCAGAUAGCUAUGAUUGCUGCAUUCCUUGCCAAAAAGUUUCCUGGAGAGAGUUUGAGAAAUGAAGUGGAUUCUCCAACAGAAAAUUAUGAAGUUAGCAUACGAAAUCUAGUUAUAAAUGUGCAAAGAUGAAAUUAAUGAAUACUGAUGUGCUAUUACUAUAAUUUUAUUGCAGGUCACUCUACCUCAAAGAGAUAACCAUCUCCAAUGUGAAUCUUAUAAUGUCCUUAAACAAUCAAAUAAUGAUGUGCAGGAGCCACGAACUACC